Molecule: messenger RNA, 458 nt
Organism: Anolis sagrei ordinatus
Lineage: Eukaryota; Metazoa; Chordata; Lepidosauria; Squamata; Anolidae
Source: RefSeq, a predicted model, not a curated record
UCGCAUUUAUGAAAGGGAGAGCAAGGCACUUGCGAAUGAGAGGACGGGCAAAGAAAAUGUCACACACUGUUCGUUUGCUGAUAUUUCUUCUGUCUCUAGGAUUUACAUUCCAGAUCGCAAAGGGCAUUUUUAUGGACAAACUUGCCAGCAAGAAGCUGUGUGCGGAUGAGGAGUGUUUGUAUGCCAUUUCCUUGGCAAGAGCAGAAGACGACUAUAAUGCACCGGACUGCCGAUUUAUUAAUAUUAAAAAGGGAGAAUUGGUCUAUGUUUACUCCAAGCUUGUACCAGAAAGAGGAGCUGGAGAAUUUUGGGCUGGAAGCGUUUACGGUCAGCAUUAUGAGGACGAGAUGGGCACUGUUGGUUAUUUCCCCAGGAAUUUAGUCACAGAACAGCAUGUCUAUCAGGAAGCAAAUGAGACAGUUGCCACAAAGGUAAAAGAACAUUUAAAAAUGAACUAG